UUAUGGCCGCCCGCAGGGCGUGCCCGCCCCGGCCCCGGGGCGGAGCGGGGGUAGGUAGGGGGGGGAAGCCCCCGCUCUUAAAAAAGCUCCCAGGGUCAGGAGCCGCCCGCUUGUCUUGAGGGGUCGCAGCCAUGCCCCUGAGGAAGCCCCCGGUCAAACGACGCAGCACCGACUCGGGCGUAGAGCCCGACCGCGGGGCGCUCUCCCAGGAGAAGAAGGACCAGCGCAUCGCGCUCUUCCUCAGAGACUUCGACCAGCAGGCUAAGGAAAGCAUCCGGGAAAUGAAGAAAGAACUUGAUGCGCUCUUGCAAACAGCUGAGAAGGCAUUCACAGUGGAGUUGCUGAAGAUACCACUUGCCAUCAGAAAAAUGAAAAGAAAAGACUUGCUUAAUUUGCAGGGAAGGGAGGAAGUGGCUCUUGCUGCUGCAGUGAGUGACUCUUCCCUAGAAGAUGUACCAAAUCCCAAACUGAUGAGGACCAACAGCAAAAAAGUUAAGGUAACUACAAUUGUUGAAUAUGAAGAUGCCAAGCAUACUUCUGCAAAGAAAGUAUCUAAAAAAGUAUGCAGAACCAAGUCACUGGUUUCAUUGACCUCUGGUUUAAGUAGCAAACUGAACCCUAUUUCUAGGUCUGUUCACUCUUCUGCAAGUGUGACUGAGGCUGUUAAGACUGUUGCCUCUGAUUGCAGUGCUACAAAUUCAAAAGCCACGCCAAAGGCAUCUAAAAGUAUUGGACUACAACAGACUGUCUCAAGAACUGCACCUAUCAGUGGAAGAGUUCAAGGCAUGUUACUAAGAAGUAGAUCAGUACCCCAACACAGAACUGUUCCAUUUGUAAACAUUCCCUUGGCUGAUGGACAGACGCUCUGUAUGGCUGGUGGAGACCUCCGUAACAUUGAUGUGCAACUACUAAAUCAAGAUACAGUACAGCAUAUUCAUAACUUAGUGAGUGAGCUGACUGUCCUAUAUGGAAAGGCCACAGCUAAACCAAAUUAACGGAACUGUCUUCUGACUCACGGAAUGUGUGACAUCUCUUGCUUGCCUCCCCUGAAGUGUUCAGAGAAUGUUUAUAAUGUCUUAAUAAAGCUGUAUAUUGCCCAGUAAAUGUUUUAUAUAAAAGCUUAAAAUGUGAUGUGUUCUUAUCUCUGUAAAGCAUACAAAUGCAGAACAAAAUUCUUCCAGUUUCCCAACUUUAUAAAAGCUUAGUUAACAUUUUAGUUCAUUUCAUAAUAAAAUGAAUAAUAGAUUGAUGGAGAAUACAAGCUUUAACAAAUAUUCUAAAUAGUAUUUUUUUUAUAUAACCAGUCAUAAAUAGAGAGCUAUUUAAGGUCAUUCUUUCAUGCAUGCCACAACCAACAUAGUUACUACUCUUUUAUUAGUUUACUGUUCAUGGGGUCUUCCCACUGACAAUCACCUUGCAUUCAACUCAGGACUUCAGCUGAAGUGCAUGCUUAAGCUGAAGUGCAUGUUUUGAAGUGCUUGAAUAAAACUUGUAAUAAAAACCUGAAUAACACCAUGUAAUU
Cygnus olor (mute swan) is the source of this 1522-nucleotide messenger RNA. RefSeq names its product borealin-2-like. Gene Ontology annotation, cellular component: chromosome, centromeric region; chromosome passenger complex; spindle midzone. Gene Ontology annotation, biological process: mitotic sister chromatid segregation. Bases 132 to 995 code for a protein of 287 amino acids. Lineage: Eukaryota; Metazoa; Chordata; Aves; Anseriformes; Anatidae. The record is from RefSeq and is a predicted model, not a curated record. The transcript is spliced from 10 exons.